Molecule: messenger RNA, 2244 nt
Organism: Octodon degus (degu)
Lineage: Eukaryota; Metazoa; Chordata; Mammalia; Rodentia; Octodontidae
Product: heat shock protein HSP 90-alpha-like
Biological process (GO): cellular response to heat; protein folding; protein stabilization
Cellular component (GO): myelin sheath; cytosol; nucleus
Molecular function (GO): ATP-dependent protein folding chaperone; ATP binding; ATP hydrolysis activity
Source: RefSeq, a predicted model, not a curated record
UUCAGUGUCUCUGAGCGGCCACUGUGCGUGUCGUUGCAGCGCUCUGCCAAGAUGCCCGAGGAGACCCAGACCCAGGACCAGCCCAUGGAGGAGGAGGAGGUGGAGACCUUCGCCUUCCAGGCGGAGAUCACGCAGCUGAUAUCCCUGAUCAUUAACACCUUUUACUCGAACAAAGAAAUUUUCCUGAGGGAGUUGAUUUCCAAUUCGUCCAAUGCUCUGGACAAAAUCAGGUAUGAAAGCCUGACAGACCCCAGUACUGACUCCGGCAAGGAGCUGCACAUCAACCUCAUUCCAAACAAGCAAGAUCGCACCCUCACCAUCGUGGAUACUGGGAUUGGAAUGACCAAGGCCGACCUGAUCAAUAACCUCGGCACCAUAGCCAAGUUGGGCACCAAGGCCUUCAUGGAGGCUUUGCAGGCAGGCGCUGACAUCUCCAUGACUGGCCAGUUUGGUGUGGGUUUCUACUCUGCUUACCUUGUUGCUGAGAAAGUGACUGUGAUCACCAAGCAUAACGAUGAUGAGCAGUACGCCUGGGAGUCCUCAGCAGGAGGGUCCUACACUGUGAGGACAGACGUGGGUGAACCUAUGGGCCAAGGAACAAAGGUUAUCUUGCAUCUGAAAGAAGACCAAACUGAGUACUUGGAAGAAAGAAGAAUAAAAGAGAUUUUGAAGAAGUAUUCACAGUUCAUUGGUUAUCCUAUUACUCUUUUUGUGGAAGAACAAGAUAAAGAAGUGAGUGAUGAUGAGGCUAAAGAAAAGGAGAACAAAGAGGAAGACAAAGAAAAAGAAGAAAAGGAGUCUGAUGACAAGCCUGAAAUAGAAGAUGUUGGGUCUGAUGAAGAAGAGGAAGAAAAGAAGGAUGGUGACAAGAAGAAGAAGAGGAAGAGGAAGAAGAAGUAUAUUGACCAAGAAGAACUGAACAAAACAAAGCCCAUCUGGACCAGAAACCCUGAUGAUGUUACUAAUGAGGAGUACGGGGAGUUCUACAGGAGUGUCACCAACGACUGGGAGGAUCACCUGGCAGUGAAGCAUUUUUCCGUGGAAGGACAGUUGGAAUUCAGGGCUCUUCUUUUUGUCCCACAGCGAGCUCCUUUUGACUUAUUUGAAAACAGAAAGAAGAACAACAUCAAGUUGUAUGUCCGCAGAGUUUUCAUCAUGGAUAACUGUGAGGAGCUGAUCCCCGAGUAUCUGAAUUUCAUCAGAGGGGUGGUGGACUCUGAGGAUCUCCCUCUAAAUAUUUCUCGGGAAAUGUUACAGUAGAGCAAAAUUUUGAAAGUCAUUAGAAAGAAUUUGGUAAAGAAGUGCUUAGAGUUGUUCACUGAACUCACAGAGGACAAGGAGAACUACAAGAAGUACUAUGAGCAGUUUUCUAAAAACAUAAGGCUUGGCAUACAUGAAGACUCUCAGAAUUGGAAGAAGCUUUCAGAACUGCUACACUACUACACAUCUGCUUCUGGGGAUGAGAUGGUUUCUCUCAAGGACUACUGUACUAGGAUGAAGGAGAACCAGAAGCACAUCUAUUACAUCACAGGUGAAACCAAGGACCAGGUAGCUAACUCGGCCUUUGUGGAACAGCUCCAGAAGCAUGGCUUCGAAGUGAUCUACAUGAUCGAGCCCAUUGAUGAGUACUGUGUUCAGCAGCUGAAGGAAUUUGAGGGGAAAGCUUUAGUGUCGGUUACCAAAGAGGACUUGGAACUUCCAGAAGAUGAAGAGGAGAAAAAAAAACAGGAAGAGAAGAAGACAAAGUUUGAAAACCUGUGCAAGAUCAUGAAAGACAUCUUGGAGAAAAAGGUUGAAAAGGUGGUCGUGUCAAACAGAUUAGUGACAUCCCCAUGCUGUAUUGUCACAAGCACAUAUGGUUGGAUGGCGAACAUGGAAAGGAUCAUGAAAGCCCAAGCCCUAAGAGACAACUCCACGAUGGGUUGCAUGGCAGCAAAGAAGCACCUGGAGAUAAACCCUGACCACUAGAUUAUUGAGACUUUGAGGCAAAAGGCCGAGGCCGAUAAGAACGACAAGUCUGUGAAGGACCUGGUCAUCCUGCUGUAUGAAACCUCACUGCUGUCCUCUGGCUUCAGCCUGGAAGACCCGCAGACCCACGCGAACAGGAUUUACAGGAUGAUCAAGCUGGGUCUAGGUAUUGAUGAGGACGACCCCACCGCCGAUGACACCGCUGCUGCUGUUAAUGAGGAGAUGCCUCCCCUCAAAGGAGAUGACGACACAUCACACAUGGAAGAAGUCAACUGA